AUGGACGACAUUGCGUCUGGACGUUCAGUAGACAUCGAGUUGGGAGGACAAGAGGUCAUCACAAUAGAGUUGGACGGACUCGAUGAAAACACGACCGACGUUCUCGACUUGCUCAAGGAAGGACAGUGCAAAGUGUGGAUAUGGACAAAGCUGGCUGCAGAGUACUUUAGGAGAGGCUGGCUUUCCUGUGCAGAACAAAUCGCCCUGGCUGCGGUAGAAACGCUCCAAGCCAACGGAACAGGGUCAACUCUAGCACCAAUCUACGCCCUGCUUGCCAAUCUUCAACUCGCCAAGGGUCGCGAUGCACCCAUGCUUGUUCUCGAAGAUGCCCAGCUGGAUAGGUUACCAGAGGCAGAGAAGACAGAGAAGAUCAAGUUCACUGAAGAAGCUUCUAAAUAUCUUAACAAAUCUCAGCAAAGUCUUGCCGAAAACCCCGAAGAUGACAGUAUGGGCAUUGCACUUCCUUACCUGAGUCGAGGUAUCCAACAACUUGCCCAACAAUCAUUUGACGAGGCCUUGCGCUCAUUUGAAGGAGUGCUCAGUCAAAGUCCGACCAAUAUCGCACGUGUACUGUUCCAGAAGAAAUUCUACAAGGAAGCGCUGCGACUAUAUCAAGACGUUCUGCGCUACAAGCCAAAUUGCAAGCCGGAUCCGCGUGUUGGUAUCGGGAUGUGCCUGUGGGCCCUCGGCCACAAGGAGAAAGCCAAACAGGCGUGGCAGCGAAGUCUUGAAGUGAACCCCGGCGGAUGGCAAGUCCAGCUGUUACUCGGAAUCGAAUCCAUCAACGCGAGCAAAAGCCAGGCAAUCUCGGAAGAAGCCAAGACACAGGCCUUUCUGUCUGGAACUGAGAUGGUCGGAAGAACCUUCCGGAUGAAUAGCAAGAAUGCCUCGGCAGCCAAUGCGAUGUGUGAGAUAAUGAUUCGCAAAGGCAAAUACCAGCAGGCAAUGAAACUGGCAGAACGUACAAUUCAAUUUGCCGACACGCGGACGUUACUCGCUGAAGGAUAUCUCCGCGCCGCCCGCGCUGCGCAUGCGCAAGGGAACCUCCAACAAGCCCGCCAAUUCUACGCCACCGUCCUUAACAAGCUCGGCGACACACAGAAGGAUCGUUCGCAAUUGACUAUCGCCUCCAUCGGAAUGGCCCAACUCCAGAUGCACUACGACGAGGCCGCUGCAGCCAUCCAUACACUCGACACGUUGAUUCAGCAACCCAACACUCAACGUUCUCCAGAAGCGAUUGUUAUGCUUGCUUCUCUUCGUGCAUGCCCUCGUCCCGGCGUCUCAAGUAGUGAAGUAGCCCAGGAGAAGGCUCAAGCUCGAGACCUUUUUGAUCGCGCUCUCAAAGGUCUCGAAAUCGACGGUGCCCGGCACGGUCCUAGCAAAGCAUCCCUCAACAUCACCGAUGAUCUGGAUAUGCACCUUGAAAUUGCACGACUAUGGCAGGGCGAAAAUACAGAACGAGUUUAUAAGGCGUACAAAGAGGCCAUGCGAAUAAGCGAAACGUUUGGCGAUGUUGAUCCACGUUUGGUCAACAAUCUGGGCGUAUUGGAACAUCUGGAGGGACGGCUCUCGGAGGCACGCACGCUUUACGAAUCAGCAUUGACAAAGGUUGCGGGUCAGGGCAAGGGAGACGAGGCGAUGUCGACGUCUAUGCUUUUCAACUUGGCCCGCGUCUACGAGGAUGAAGGAGACGUUACCCUUGCUAAAGAGGCUUAUGACAAACUUCUUUCCCGCCAUCCCGAAUACAUCGAUGCCAAGAUUCGCCAGUCCCAAAUGUUGCUGUCUGUCAACAAAUUCGCAGAAGCAAACGACCUGCUGAAGCAAUGCCUCUCAGCCCAUCCUUCCAACCUCAACCUUCGAGCCGCCUACCUCCACUUCCUCAUGCAGACCAUCCGCAUCGGGGACUACAAGUCCUUCAAGGAAUUUGUGUUCAGCACUCUGAAGGAUCACGAUAAGCACGACGUUUACUCGCUGUGCGCAGCUGCUUGGCUUCACUUCUUCCAGGCACGAGAAAGCCGGGAUGUAUCGCAGAAGGGCCUUGAGGAGCGAAGGAAGGCAUUCCAACGAGCGGCGGAGUACUACGAGAAGGCACUUCAGUUGGACCCGCAGUGUGCCUAUGCAGCUCAGGGUCUGGCUAUCAUCAUCGCGGAGGAUGCAUUGGGGAAUCUCUAUGGCGCUAUGGGAUCCGCUGCGCCCGAUGACCAUCAAAGGCGGUUAAUAAACGUCCGCGAGGCUCUCGACAUCUUCGCCAAAGUCCGGGAAUCGAUCAACGAUGGUAGCGUUUACACCAACAUGGGACACUGUUAUUACAGUCGUGACGAGUUUGACCGUGCCAUUGAGAGUUACGAAACAGCUUCUGGCCGGUUCUACCAGAACCAGAACUACUCUGUCUUGAUGUGUCUCUGCCGGUCGUGGUACUCGAAAGCUAUCAAGGAUCAGUCGCCUAUGGCUAUGAAUACCGCUCUUCGUUAUGCACAAUCCGCUUUGCACAUCCUUCCCAAUGACAAGGUCGCCUUAUACAACAUUGCCAUGAUUCAGCAAAAGGCCGCCGAAAUGAUGUUCUCGAUACCGGCCCCGAAACGAAACCUGAAAGACCUUCAACGGCGAAGGAAAUAUGGUGACAUCAUGUUGCGGAAAGCUGAGGAACAUCUUUCGAGUCAACGACAGUACGAGUCUGAACAGCAAGCGCGACUCGAAGCUGCCCGACAGAAACGGCUGGAAGAAAAAUUGCGACUGGAAGAAGAGGAGCGACUUCGCAUGGAGGCGCUCCGCAUAGAAGCGGAAAAACUCGCUGAAGAGCGUCGCAUUGCCAGGGAGCAGGCUAUGGAAUGGACGAGGGAAGUCAAAGGAGACAGUGAUGAGGAGAAAGAGAAGCGCCCAAAGAAGGCCAAGAAGCCACGAAGUGACCAUGUCAGUGGGGAUGAAGGAGAACCGAAGAAAAGGCGUCGAGGCAAGCUCAGGAAAGAAAAGGCCUCAAGUGAACAACCAGAAGAAGAGAACAUGUUCAGCGAAGAAGACGAACCGCAGGAGAAGCCCAAGAAGCCUCGUGCGGCCAAAAAGCGAGUUGUCAGGGAUGAUGACGAUGAAGAUGGAGCUGGACCGCGUAAGAAGCAAUUCAAAAGCAGGGAGGUGCUUUCGGAUACGGACGACGAGAUGUCGUGA
Coprinopsis cinerea okayama7#130 is the source of this 3162-nucleotide messenger RNA. Its product is annotated as pol II transcription elongation factor. Gene Ontology annotation, cellular component: Cdc73/Paf1 complex. NCBI's taxonomy places the organism in Eukaryota, Fungi, Basidiomycota, Agaricomycetes, Agaricales, Psathyrellaceae. Gene Ontology annotation, molecular function: RNA polymerase II complex binding. The coding region runs from base 1 to 3162 and encodes 1053 amino acids. The transcript has 15 exons. Gene Ontology annotation, biological process: regulation of DNA-templated transcription. The record is from RefSeq and is a predicted model, not a curated record.